GAGCGAAGCAACAGGGAGGGGGCGGUUCCCGUUCCACCGCGCAGCCGGAUGUUAUCCGAGCUUUGACAGGCGUGGCCGUGGGAGCGCUGCCCGAGCGCUGUGAGCUGCUGGGCGCGGGGUCUUCCUGGUGGUGCUGGGCGAGUGGAAAAAACUGGUUUCUCUUCAAGUUCUGCAGGGUGAGGCUGUGCGGGACAGGCGUGGCCAUGGACCCGCUCUCAGAGCUGCAGGAUGAUCUGGCCGUGGAGGACACCAGCCAGGCUCUGAAGCAGCUGAAGCUAGCCUCUAUCGACGAAAAGAACUGGCCCUCAGAUGACAUGCCUGACUUCCCCAAGUCAGAUGACUCCAAAAGCAGCUCCCCAGAACCCAUCACACACCUCAAGUGGGACGACCCUUACUACGACAUCGCCCGACACCAGAUUGUGGAGGUGGCAGGAGAUGACAAGUACGGACGCAAGAUCAUUGUGUUCAGUGCCUGCCGGAUGCCUCCAAGCCACCAGCUGGACCACAGCAAGCUGCUGGGGUACCUGAAGCACACCCUGGACCAGUACGUGGAGAGCGACUACACACUGCUCUACCUGCACCACGGCCUGACCAGCGACAACAAGCCCUCCCUCAGCUGGCUUCGCGAUGCCUACCGGGAGUUUGACCGCAAGUACAAGAAGAACAUCAAGGCCCUGUACAUCGUGCACCCCACCAUGUUCAUCAAGACACUGCUCAUCCUCUUUAAGCCCAUCAUCAGCUUCAAGUUUGGGCAGAAGAUCUUCUACGUGAACUACCUGAGUGAGCUGAGUGAGCACGUGAAGCUGGAGCAGCUGGGGAUCCCUCGCCAAGUGCUCAAGUAUGAUGACUUCCUCAAGUCCACACAGAAGAGCCCAGCCACUGCCCCCAAGCCCAUGCCACCACGGCCGCCUCUGCCCAACCAGCAGUUCGGGGUCUCUUUGCAGCACCUCCAGGAGAAGAACCCAGAGCAGGAGCCCAUCCCCCUGGUGCUCCGGGAGACCGUCGCCUACCUGCAGGCCCACGCUCUCACCACAGAGGGCAUUUUCCGGAGGUCGGCCAACACCCAAGUGGUACGAGAAGUGCAGCAGAAGUACAACAUGGGGCUGCCAGUGGACUUCGACCAAUACAAUGAGCUGCACCUGCCCGCUGUCAUCCUCAAGACCUUCCUCCGGGAGCUGCCGGAGCCCCUGCUCACCUUUGACCUCUACCCCCACGUGGUCGGCUUUCUCAAUAUCGAAGAGAGCCAGAGAGUGGAGGUGACGCUGCAGGCCCUCCAGGCACUGCCUGAGGAGAACUACCAGGUGCUUCGUUUCCUGACCGCCUUCCUGGUACAGAUUUCUGCCCACUGUGACCAGAACAAGAUGACCAACACUAACCUAGCCGUGGUCUUUGGCCCCAACUUGCUGUGGGCCAAGGAUGCUGCCAUCACUCUCAAGGCCAUUAACCCUAUCAACACCUUCACCAAGUUCCUGCUGGACCAUCAGGAGGAGUUAUUCCCUUGCCCUGACUCCAAGGGACUCUGAGCCCUGCCCGGCCCCUCUACCCCGUUCUCUGGUAGCCUGUUGGGAGUCUUCCUCCUGGCUUCCAUCAAAUAGGAGCCUGGGCCUCCUGUCCAGGAAGGAGCCAUGAGGUACUGGGGAGACAGGAGCUGGAACCAGCCUGUGGGCAGCACCCGCUCCCCCUUCUGUGAGCCCCUCUGGCCCUGGAGGCUUCGAGGUUAGGUCACCACCUCCUUCUUGGCCUUACUCUUCUCACUGCCUCCUUGGGUCCCUGGAUGUGGCCGGCUCUGCAGAGCUGGCCUUGACUCUUUUCCCUGGAGAAGGAUGGGCCCCAGCACCCCCUCCUGCUUUCUCCUGCCUCUCUCUUUCCCUGGCAACUGCAGAUGCCAAACCCCUGCCAGCUGGGCUGGUAACUGGGGCUGGUCCUCCCCCCUACCCUUCCCCCCUACCCGGGAAUGAGAGGCUGGGCUGGCUCUGCCAUGCGCCUCCCUGUCUGGGUGAGGGCCUGCCCGCUAACUGCUCAGCCUUGGGGAUUUCCACAGCUGAGGAAUGGAAAGGCCGGAACCUCAGCCCUAUUCCUGCCUCCUUGUCCACAUUCCAGGCAGCCUUUCCCAAGUGCUCCUGCCCCCAGAGUACCUUGAGCCCUGGUUCUGCUAGGUAUCCGGAGUGACAGGGCCAAGUCCUGACAUGCACCCAGACGCUCCACUCCCAGCUCUGAGCUGCCCUGAGUGUGUGGUGGGACCAGUGACAAGCAGCCUCAGCACACCCUACCUACUGCCUGCCCCCUACCCCCAUGGCCAGACCCUCAGCCCAAAGGCACCCGUGGAAUCACUGAUCCCAGCUCCAGCCAGGAAUGACUCAGUGCCACAGGUGAGUUCUGGCAACUUCCUCCAGCGAGCACGUGGCUCCAGGGCCCUGUUUUUUUUUUUUUUUUUAGGAAACCUAGUCCCCUGAUGACUUAUCCCAGCUGUGUCUUUUAGAAUUACCCUCACACUCCCACCCCGUGAAUCCGGGCAACCCCUUUGCUGUAGCCUUGUGCCCUGGCAGCAGGGAAAUACCUACCCAGCGGCCCUGUCCUUGCAGGCUUGGCCAAAUUCUGGCCUCACUAGCCAGUGUGUGUGGGGAAGGGGACUGACCUCACUGGGCUACCCCACACCCCCACUCCCGGGCACUGGCUCAUUAAGAUUCCUGGGGCCAGUGUGACUGCUGGUUCUGUCAGUCUGUCCAUGUGCAUAGUCUGGGCUGGGCCUCUGCUUUCUGUUCCCCUUUGUAUAGCAGGUGUCCAUGCAGUGGGGAGCUCUGUGGAUCUCUUUGGUCUUUCUCUUUGUCCCCUUCUCCACUGGCCUCUAGCUGGGGGGGGGGGGGAGGGGCAGGGCCUGUACUGUGAAUCAGCUGUUCACCUUCACUUAAUGACUUGCUCUGUCAGCACCAAUCAUGUAUGUCACCUUUGCACUUUUUGUAUGCCAAUAAAAAUGGAGACGAAAGCC
Messenger RNA from Erinaceus europaeus (western European hedgehog), 2986 nucleotides. RefSeq names its product Rho GTPase activating protein 1 (gene ARHGAP1). Gene Ontology annotation, molecular function: GTPase activator activity. NCBI's taxonomy places the organism in Eukaryota, Metazoa, Chordata, Mammalia, Eulipotyphla, Erinaceidae. Gene Ontology annotation, cellular component: cytoplasm. The transcript has 13 exons. The record is from RefSeq and is a predicted model, not a curated record. Gene Ontology annotation, biological process: negative regulation of endocytic recycling; small GTPase-mediated signal transduction. The coding region runs from base 204 to 1523 and encodes 439 amino acids.